This is a messenger RNA of Ilex paraguariensis (yerba mate), 2152 nucleotides long. The record is from the annotation of a GenBank genome assembly. NCBI's taxonomy places the organism in Eukaryota, Viridiplantae, Streptophyta, Magnoliopsida, Aquifoliales, Aquifoliaceae.
AUGAUAAGUGCAGAUGAUUUCUACAAGGUCAUGUGUGCAAUGGUUCCUCUAUACUUUGCAAUGCUGGUUGCAUAUGCCUCGGUGAAAUGGUGGAAGAUAUUUACGCCGGAGCAGUGCUCCGGCAUCAACCGUUUCGUGGCGGUUUUCGCCGUUCCGGUGUUGUCCUUCCACUUCAUAGCUCAAAACAACCCAUAUCAAAUGGACACCAAGUUCAUACUGGCUGAUACUCUGUCAAAGGUCUUAGUGCUCGUUUUGCUAUCUUUCUGGGCCAUUUGUAAAGGAGGUUUGGACUGGUUGAUCACUCUCUUCUCAGUUUCAACUUUGCCUAACACACUGGUCAUGGGCAUUCCUUUGCUUAAGGCCAUGUAUGGUGACUUCACUCAGAGCCUCAUGGUGCAACUAGUGGUUCUCCAAUGCAUUAUCUGGUACACUUUGUUGCUAUUCCUAUUUGAAUAUAGAGCAGCCACCAUACUAAUCAAACACCAAUUUCCUGGCGCCACUGCUGCCUCCAUAACCAAAUUUGAGAUCGACGGUGACGUAAUCUCCCUAGACGGCCGGGACCCACUUUGCACGGAGUCGGAGGUCGAUGGCACCGGCCGUAUACGUGUCCGUAUCCGACGCUCCACAUCAACCGCCCCAGACUCAGCUCUGUCCUCCUCCAUCGGACUCACUCCCAGGGCAUCAAACCUCUCUAACGCCGAGAUUUUCUCCGUCAACACACCAGCUCCAUUGCAUGAAUGCCACCAUGCAAACUCUGACACUGUGUACGGAAAUGGAGAACUAGGGUUUGGGUAUCGAGCAUCGAGUCCUCGGCUUUCCGGGUACGCCUCGUCAGACGCGUACUCGCUUCAACCAACGCCACGAGCCUCGAAUUUCAACGAAUUGGACACGACCACAGUGACAACGACGAAUACGCCGGUAUGGGUCAGGUCUCCGGCGGCUGGGAAGGUUUUCCGGCAGUCGUCUCCGUCGUUUUCAGGGGUGAAAAUGGUGUGGGAAUCACCUCAAGUUGGUGGUGGGGUUGCAGAGAGACAAGGGUGCAUAGAUGUUGGAGGCAAAGAUCUUAGCUUCAGGGAUUGCGCAAAGUUCUCAACACAAGAGGAAGGAGAUUCAAAUGGCACAGCAGCCAAUCAAGAAAUGCCACAUGCUUUUGUCUUGCUAAGGCUCAUACUGAUCAUGGUUGGGAGAAAACUUUCACGUAAUCCAAACACUUAUUCUAGUGUCCUAGGCCUUCUAUGGUCUCUUGUCUCAUUUAAAUGGAAUGUGGGGAUGCCAAGUUUGGUUAAAUAUUCGAUAAAAAUAAUUUCAGAUGCAGGCCUUGGGAUGGCCAUGUUCAGUUUAGGGUUGUUCAUGGCACUUCAGCCCCGGAUAAUUGCUUGUGGCACAAAAAUGGCGACCCUGGGGAUGGUGAUCCGAUUCAUUGGUGGCCCGGCAUUAAUGUCAGCUGCAUCUGUUGCAGUUGGACUUCGAGGACGACGACUGCACACAGCCAUAGUCCAGGCAGCUCUUCCUCAAGGAAUUGUACCAUUUGUUUUUGCCAGAGAGUAUGGGUUGCAUCCUGAAAUAUUAAGUACUGGGGUCAUAUUUGGCAUGCUGGUUUCUUUACCUGUAACCCUGCUCUACUACAUAUUGUUAGGCCUAUGAAGAUAAAUUGGAGCUAGCCAUCAAAGGAGAGGACACAAAGCAUCCAAAGUAUUAUGUUCCUAUAAUGCCAUCCAAGUGGACCAUUCUUGGUCCCAUUGAUGUUGGACCUAACCAAUCUGUGGCAUGUAAUUAGCAAGAUCAAAGGGUUCCUAGGCUUUCCAAUUAGGUAAGACGCUCCGAAAAUUGACUUAGAGAGAACGGAUGCAAUUUCAAAAGGCUGAAAUAAGCUCUUGAAUUUACUGGUCUAGUACAUGCAUUAGUGGCAACCGAAAGGAAAUGGAACAUCAUGACUUAUGAUUAAGGUGGGAGACUUAGUUUUCUAGUGAGAGUGGAGAAAGUUGAUGUAACAUAGUUUGUUACGUUUGACCCAAGAAAAAGGAAGAGAAAAAAAAAGGUGGAAUCAUUCCAUUUCUGCUUUUGUGUUGUAUCAUUUUGGUUUUGGAAAAAUUUGUCACACAUUAGCUCUUGCUUUUGCCUUGUCAAAAUGUGUAUCGAUCUCAGAAUAGAC